AUGGCCGCGACGGCGUUGGAGGGUGUCAGCGUGACCCACCGGACGCUGGACGUGAACGGCAUCAAGAUCCACGUCGCCGAGGCCGGCUCCGGCUCCGGCUCGGCGGGUGGCACGGCGGUGCUGUUCCUGCACGGCUUCCUGGAGCUCUGGCACUCGUGGCACCACCAGCUGCGGUCCCUCUCGGCGCGGGGCUACCGCUGCCUAGCCCCCGACCUCCGGGGCUACGGCGACUCCACGGCGCCGCCGUCCCCUUCCUCCUACACGGCCUUCCACCUCGUGGGCGACGUGGUGGCCCUCCUCGACGCGUUCGCCCUGCCGCGGGUGUACGUCGUCGGCCAGGGCUGGGGCGCGCUCCUGGCGUGGCACCUCGCCACGUUCCGCCCGGACCGGGUGCGCGCGCUCGUCAACAUGAGCGUCGCCUUCAUGCCGCGCAACCCGGGCGUGCGCCCGCUCGAGCUGUUCCGCCGGCUCUACGGCGAAGGCUACUACCUGCUCCGGCUGCAGGAGCCCGGCGCCAUGGAGGCCGAGUUCGCGCGGAUGGACACCCGGUUCAUCUUCAGGAAGCUGCUCACCACCCGCGACACCGGCGCUAUCUCGCUGUCGCCCGAGUGGUGGGGCCCGCAGGACCAGGACAUCCCGCUGCCGCCGUGGCUCACGGAGGAGUACGUCGAACGGCUCGCCGCCAAGUUCGACGAGACCGGGUUCGCCGGCGCCAUGAACUUCUACCGAUGCCUCGACCUGAACUGGGAGCUGACGGCGCCAUGGACAGGGGCGAAGGUGACCGUGCCGACCAAGUAUAUCGCCGGCGAGGACGCCAUGUCGUACAACUACACGGGGGUGCAGGAGUACAUACACAAGGGCGGGCUCAAGGGCGACGUGCCGGGGCUGGAGGAGGUGGCCGUGAUCGCAGGCGCCGCGCACUACAUCCACCUCGAGAAGCCGGAGGAGGUCACCGAGCACAUCUACGAAUUCAUCAAAAAGUUCUGA
Molecule: messenger RNA, 987 nt
Organism: Miscanthus lutarioriparius
Lineage: Eukaryota; Viridiplantae; Streptophyta; Magnoliopsida; Poales; Poaceae
Source: the annotation of a GenBank genome assembly